UCUGUCUGUGCUCGUGGCAAGCGCGCGGCGGCGCAAAAUGUUAACAGUAGUAGAGGUGAUGGUGACGCUGUUAGUAGCCCGUUCGCUCUGUCGCUGCAGCGGGAACAACAACAACAGCGACGACGAAGACGACGAUGACGACAAUAACAACACCAACAGACAUCCACGGCAACAGUCCGCCGCUAGCGGUCGACCAAUGACGGCACUGGUAUAAAAGACCUUCUGCUGCUGCUGCUGCUGCUGCUGUAGGUACGAAGAGUGAGCUGCAGCCGGCCGCCGUCGCAGCGGCGCUUCAGCCAAUUCUACCAUCGCCAUCACCAGCACAGCAAAAACCGACAGCAGCAGUCGGUCAGAAGCGCCCUGGAGGCCGAGUGGCCAGGAGCUCCUUGUUGCCCCUUGACGAAAUCGGGCGAUUCAACGACCACAGACAAAUAGGAAUAGUACAUAUGUGGAUUGACGAAACGACUGUCAGAUACAGGACAUCACGGUAACGCCGGCCAGCAAGCAUGCGAUAUGUCGCUUAGCCCACGGUAACGGUACGCUCGCCACAACGUCUUCUGGUUCACUACAACUGUAUUGCUGAUCCAACUCUCCACCGGUCCUGAAUGCGUCUGACUGUGCGUGGUUGACGAUGAUCAUCAUCAUCACCUGAUGAUAAUAACAGUUGUUGGCUGUGAACUCUAUGUAAUUUUACUGCUUUGGUAGUGCAGCAGGGGUAGCAGGCUGCAUUGGUUUGAAUAUCGAUAUACGUCCGUAUACAUGACGACGGCGAUCCUCAUCGAGAAGAGUGGUGCCCGCCGUACACGAACGCCACUCGUAAGAGUAACGGACGUGCUCUAAAAGUAACGGUGUGCGCGAGUGCCAUGCACUUAGCUGUGUGCCCAGAAGUACAGCGCGUUGGAAAGCAUCGCUCAAUAUGUACAGAUCUAGUUAUCGUAAAUCUCUGCCUGAAGGAUUAAGUUACAUAUAGGUGGGUGUGAUUUUUCAAUGUGUAGUGCGUACAUAUGUUUUUCGCCGGUUUGGAGGGUGUCUAGUAUGUGCUGCUAUGAAAAUUUCGUUUGGCAUAAGGAUUACCACAGCGGAAGCAACGAUUGCGACUACCGCAGGAUUAUAUGGUCGUUGUAGUUGUGGUUGUGGCCUCCCGUACAAUCGCGCCCUUAAACGUUGCUUGUAGUGCUCGUAGUGAAUCGAGAGUAGUGACGCCAGCAGUAUUAGCAAUCGUGUAUCCGAAAAAGCGAAACGUGACCAGGCAUACGUGCCUUCGUCACGACCUGGAACUGAACUCUCUGCUAUACGAACAAGCUUGAGCGGAUCACGGGGCCAGAUCAACUAAUGUUUAAGUGCGAACUAGCGCGAUUCUCGAGCUCCUGCUGUUGUUGCGCUUCAAGAAGGUUCGCGCCACCUCGAUUGCGGGCCUCUUGCCAAUCUGCGAUGUUGCUCGCAAAUGAAUAUGUUCCUUGAAGGCGGUCUAUCCCCUACGGUGGCAAACGCCAACCUAACCUUUUGUUCAGUUGAGUGAUAACCUAUCGGCAAACUGCAGGACAACUUGAAGCCGCAGGUGAAGCGGCCACUCGUACGUCGUUGUCACGGGAAGAUGCCUAUCGUAGACCCGGGAGGUACAGGUUCGAUGCCGCAUUGUUGGCUACGCCACGAAGUUCUGCAGUUUUGACAUUUGGCGAUUGGAUAACACUACCUUCAUGAGCCUUUUCGGCCAGUCUUCGCUACGAAUAACCCAAGACAUAAUAAAUGGUUGUACACUGUAUAGCGACGAAACACUAACGCGAUGAACUUAUUAGAAAAGCUGGAUCAGGAAAGCGACGUCGUGGACGAGCUAAGAAAUCACCUUGAGCUCGUGCUUGAGGGCUUCCUAGCUGGCCCACUAAGCUCCGCUCCGAUUAGCAAAUUAGUUACUGACCCUGGCUAUGAAGAGCUGGUCGAUGAAUUUCGCCCUAAGUUGAAUGAAGCGUUCGUGUCAUUUCUCUCAGCGCUGCUGUAUGCCCUCAAGACGUCGCUUAUAGACGUCGAACUAAUCGACCGCAGAGCGUAUGACCUGUCGGCGGCGCAUGACCACUUGAAGAACCUUAUAAAUUCCCUCAAAAGUGCAGUAGAUAUCUGGCUAAGGAAACUGCCAGAAAAGCCUAAACUUGUCGCACGAGAGCAGGACGUUGAUAAGGCUUCCCUGACAUACGAAAACUCAUUAGCAAUGAGUUGUGUUAACAAAGUCCUUACUUCUAGUCUGUCGAAAAAUGAAAAAGCAAUGGCUCUCAACACAAAGCUUGGUGAAGGCGAUUAUAGCUAUGAGUCCAGCACGACGCUCACCGUCUUUUGUGAUGGCGACCACGAUGACUGGCAUAUUUCGAAAGUUGAGAUGCAAGGGCAAUCGAAAAAACACGCGGAGGAAAAUCGUCUAAAACCAUUUUCCGCCGGUGCAUGCGGAGGCGUGCCCUUUCCGGAGUACGGCGUUGAUAUCGUGGACUAUAAUUGGCGGGGACCUGAUAGCUUGGAGCGAACCAAACGUACAAGUGAUGUCACGGAUCAUCAGAACCCCGCUGCCGUGCCGAUGAUGACCACGGAGUGGGAAGAUAACUGGCUAUUUAGGCGAAAAUCCGUGGCUCGAAUGGAAGCUUUUAACCUUGAACCUGUGCAAAUGGUCAUUCCUAAACCUAAAGAUCCUGGCACAGGUAUAACGUUGGGCAGUCUUGAUAUUGACAUAUUAUCGGAACUCUCUGAAAAUAAUUCCGUUGCUUCUCUUGACUUCUCGUCUACCGAAAGCGAAUCUGAUCGUCCUCAGGUGACUGGUGCUGUAAUGAAACCUUUAUUGCAAGCCAAAAGCUCAACUGUCGGACAUGCGCAUGGCAAGGUCACAGUUAGUGAGCAGUCAACAGCUUCGGGCUCCGCAAGGCCAGCAGGUACCACAAUCGUAACCGUGAACGGCUCCGGUGAUCACAGUAUCGUCAUUGAGACCCACAAACAUAGUAGUAGAGCUGAAACAGCACAGCGAAGCGAUGCCACACUCGAUAACACGUUUGUGCUUACGCCGGCACCACGGAGAGAGCCUCAAAAACCACUUAUAGGACCACGGGCAAAAGCAACAUUUGAUGGUAAAGUCGUUAUGGAAAACAUUGAAGAAAUCAAAAAUAACAAUAUUCAUCAAAUGCUUAUGAGAUCUAGUGGUAAUAGCGCAGAUAUCGACCGUCAAUCACCACAGGGCCGUAGUAGUAAUGUUGCCUACGAUGAAUUUUCCGUUAGAGCGUUCCAAGAGGAGACACUGCAAAUGUUCGAAGAGUGCCUUGAGUUCAGGGACCGUAUCGACACAACUGGAACAAGUAACUCAUUUCCGUCGUUUACUGAAGAGGAGCUUGACGUGCCCACCAGCGUAUCAACAGAGUUCUCGUUUCGCCGUAGUCCCGAAGGUUGUUCGUCGUCUGCUGAGCCACAAUCUCAAAUUAACGCAUAUUCAACCAACCUGACUAAGACAUAUAUCGAUAAAUCGUUGUUAAGCCCAGAAACACUUCUUUUAACGGCUAAGCAACCAAGGGAGAAACGAUUACAACUGAAAGAACUGAAUCAAAACGAGCAGCAAUUGCAAAAAUGCCGGCAAAACAUCAUCAUAUCGGACCAUCAGCAUGACCACGACAUCAGAUCAUCUGUAGAUAGCUGCACUGCGGUUGAUGCGCCACUUCCCACCCAGAAAAUACGCGCAGUCUUGCAGCCAAAGGAAGCAGCUCCGACGAUGACGACGGAACGUGAAGAAAUUGCCGUAAGUGCAUCCAUCUCCUCCGGCAGAGGCUCGACAGCUUCGACCGAUUCAGCGUCGUCGGUGCAGUCGUACGGCCUCACAAAUCGCGAGUCUGCAUCAGCUUCGCGACUGAGCGAGACUAGUCUCGAUCAGGACCGGAGUAUUAGCGCUGAGCCGUCGUGUCACGACGACCACCACUCCGCCGCCGCCGCAGCAGCCGCCACGAUUGUUAUUCAACAACGAUCAAGCGGACCUUACAGUAGCAAUUCGAUUGCUGAGGAGAGGGCACGCCUAACGUCAGCGAGUGAGCAACCGCAGACGACGGUGGACCUUAGAAGAGCGUCAUACAAGGCUGCUGCCUUGGAGGAAGCAGCAACUGCCGAUAGCGCUGGAACCUUGAGAAAAGCCACUAACGAUAAUAGAAACACUGGUGAUAAUGCAGCGGCAGCGGUGACAGCAACAGGAGCUGUAAAGUCAGGAGUGCCGUCGAUAGUGAAACAUUUCGAACAGCCUCAUAUUGAAAAGAAUUCGGAAUUAGAUAGAGACCAAGACAUCUAUUGCGUGGCACCUACAUCCAAACUUGAAGUAACCCGACGACCCACGAUAUGUUCAGUAGAAUCUUCAGAAAGCUCGUCGGCGUUAUUGGGCCUACGAAAAAGCAUGUCCAUUGAGAGUGAUGUAGAACAAAGGGUGCAGCGUUUCCAAAGCAGCACUCUACCAAAUCCGAAAAGGCGAAGUGGUGCGUUAGAAAGAGCGCAGCGUGGACCGGUUUCUCCGAUGCCUGCGAAACGCAAUCUUCUCAACAUGAGCAGUUCGCAGCAGAAGGUCGACAUAUUCGCUUCGCCAGCUGAAUCGUCAAAUUUUCCCAGCUCCGCCGUCGAUACAAUCCCCGUGCCAAAGAAUCGCCGCUGUUUCACGCAAGUUUUUCCUCGGCCGCCACCGGCGGGCCACGCUCCCGAGCCAAUUGCCGAAUGCCCCGAUCUGUCAGGCGUUGUGCUGCUGAAAGCGGCCCGUGGUUCGUUCGGUGUACAAAUCUACCCUACACCGGUUCCCCAGCCUCGACGUCGUCGAAGCACAGGAGGAGCCGAAGGAACUUGUGAAACUUUUUCAAGACGAGUGUUCGCGCGAGUCGAGUCAUCGCGUGCGCCGCAGGACGUCGAUAUCACGCCAAUGAAGAAGACCGUCAUCGAGCAAGAUCUUCAGGAUAAACUGCCUAGUGUCAAAUGUCUAGCUAGCCGUUUCUGUGAACCAGUUCGGCCGGGCGAUUUCCAAAGCUCCACACUACCAACGCCCGGCAGGCGUCGUAAGGAGAACGCGCGAAAAAAAGACGACGACCUCGCCCGCCGUCUCAGUCAAUUUGACAGCUACACGUAAUAAUGAACUCUUUCCCAUAUUAUAGAACUAUGCUAAAAUUACGCCAACAGCAGCGCGGAAAACGGUCCUGAAGUCACACCCAAUACGCUUAAUUAUCGCCGAGUGCAAAUUAGGAUAUCCGCGCUCCUUCGAGCUAGGAAUAUAUUAUACAUAUACAUCGUAAUACAAUAUUACGAACAAUAUUAUUGAUAAUAAGUGUUAUGGCUGAUACUAAUCAUGUUUACCCCUAGAGCCCCAUCGUUAGCAGUGUGGUGGUUCAAGUGGUGUUGUACACAAGUAAAUACAGUGAUGUAGUGCUAUGAGAGAGUGCGAAUCGGAAAAGGAAGACGAAAUCGUGUAUUUGUAGACCGGAUGGAUGCAAAGGUGAUGAAGGAAGAUCAAAUAUACAAACAGACGUUGCCCCGCGAUCCCAAGAAGACAGAGAGGCGGUGUGUGUCCGUCGUACGUCACAACUAAAAAGAGCAACAAAAUGACGAAAAGGCUAUGAGAAAGAUAAACAGAAAAAUAAAUCCGAAGUAGAAUAGUCAAGGACUGCCAUGUUUUUCUUAUAUUUGUUUAUAUACACUCGCAAAUACAUGGAUAAAUUCACUGGAUAGGGU
Varroa destructor (honeybee mite) is the source of this 5712-nucleotide messenger RNA. RefSeq lists its product as uncharacterized. NCBI's taxonomy places the organism in Eukaryota, Metazoa, Arthropoda, Arachnida, Mesostigmata, Varroidae. The record is from RefSeq and is a predicted model, not a curated record.